GUAACACACUACGUAUAGAUUUCCAGGUAGUUCCUAUUAACGUACGCCUUCGUUCUCCUCGCCAAGCAUAAAGGCCAACAGCUAGAAUGCGGCCGCUGACGGAAGAGGAGACGAAAGCGGUGUUUGAGAAGCUUUAUAAAUUUAUCGGGAAGAACAUAAAGAACCUCAUCGACCGGCCGAACGAGCCCUACUGCUUCCGCCUACACAAAAAUAGAGUAUACUAUGUGAAGGAGAAGCUCAUGAAGAAGGCGACAAAUGUGGCUAGAGAUAAGCUAGUAGCGCUCGGCACUUGCGUCGGGAAGCUUACGCACACGGGCAAGUUCCGAUUAACCAUCGGAGCCCUAGACGUCAUUUCUCAGUAUGCGAAGUACAAGAUCUGGGUGAAGCCCUCCGCGGAGAUGCAGUUCCUGUACGGCAACAACGUGCUGAAGAGCGGCCUGGCGCGCAUCACCGAGAACACGCCCUCCUACACGGGGGUGGUGGUGUACAACAUGGCGGACAUCCCGCUGGGCUUCGGCGUGUCGGCCAAGUCCACCAACGAGUGCCGCAGCCUGGACCCCAGCUCCGUGGUGGCGUUCCACCAGGCAGACUGCGGCGAGUUCCUCCGAGCGGAGGACGAGCUGUGAGGCGGCUCCACUGCAGCGGUGUGUGAAGCAGCUCCGGAGAGCUCGGAGUCAUGACAGGUUGCAACGGCCUGUUGGAAUGGAGUAGGGAGGCAUGAAGGCCCUGCCGGGGGAGCCUAGCUGACGUGCCCGGGAUGAGAGCAGUUCUCGUGUUGCUGGGUUCACGCAGCAAUGCUGCGGUUGGUUGGUUCGGUAUUGUAGGCGAGGUGCCUACUACCCUUAGUUGUAACUGAGCAACGGUUACGUGACGCUCUAUGGUGACUCGUUCUUCUGGCAUUGAGGGGUUUGGUGUGCUCCAACUUGCCUUCCAAGAAUAGGGUAGCACGCAGUCGCCAUGAGUCUGAAGGGAUCUAGUAUCAGGUGUCCCCCCGGGUGUGACGGUUGGAUUGUGCGAGUGCUAUGGCUUCAUUUCGAAACUACUACUCUACUGGGUUUCACGAUGCAGCCCUACUUCCGUAUGCAGUAGCAAUGUUGGCUGCGUCUCUAGGCAUGGUGUGACGGGGUAUGGCGCCCUGGUGGAGCUUUGAUGUAACGCAACUUGACGUA
Molecule: messenger RNA, 1169 nt
Organism: Astrephomene gubernaculifera
Lineage: Eukaryota; Viridiplantae; Chlorophyta; Chlorophyceae; Chlamydomonadales; Astrephomenaceae
Source: the annotation of a GenBank genome assembly